Messenger RNA from Truncatella angustata, 1509 nucleotides. RefSeq lists its product as uncharacterized. The record is from RefSeq and is a predicted model, not a curated record. NCBI's taxonomy places the organism in Eukaryota, Fungi, Ascomycota, Sordariomycetes, Amphisphaeriales, Sporocadaceae. The transcript has 5 exons. The coding region runs from base 1 to 1509 and encodes 502 amino acids. Gene Ontology annotation, molecular function: FAD binding.
AUGUUUCCAUACCUGUCGCCAGCUCUCGUAGCCCUAGCUAUGUUGGCUACAACGGUCGCAGCUGGUCACGGUAAUAGUACUUCGUCUUGUUGCGUGUCUCUGCAAAAUUUAGGCAUAUCAGUUAUAUAUCCCGGCAACGAGUUAUAUGAGAAUCGUACGAAAUCUUAUUGGUCGAUCACGUCUCAGCUAACUCCUUCGUGCAUUACUCAGCCGACAUCUGCUGAACAGGUUUCGUUGGCCGUGACGACCUUGGUCGAGAGGUCUUCUUGUCAAUUUGCUGUCCGAAGCGGAGGUCAUUUUAUCUGGCCUGCCAACAACAUCGAGGAAGGUGUUACUAUUGACCUUGGGCUGAUGAAUGCAACGACAUACAAUGAAGUAUCCAAGGUCGCAUCUAUUUACCCCGGCUCUAGAUGGAGAGGCGUCUAUGAAAUCCUCGAUCCUCACAAUGUAACAGUACCAGGCGGUCGUGCUGCUUCUGUCGGAGUGGCUGGUUUCCUCACCGGCGGUGGUAAUUCCUUCUACUCGGCCCGCAAAGGCUUUGCCUGCGACAACGUAAUUAACUUCGAGGUUGUUCUAGCCAGCGGCGAGAUCAUCAAUGCCAAUACCACCGAUAACUCAGAUCUUUUUCAAGCACUGAAGGGAGGACAAUCCAACUUUGGCGUCGUUACUCGGUUCGACAUGCAGGCUUUCGAUGUCCCUCUUUUGUGGGGAGGUGUUGUACAAUACAACAAGACCACUGGUCCUCAUCACAUUGAUGCGUACGUUGACUGGACCAACAACGUGCAGAACGACGUGAAUGGUUCUGCUAUCGUCUUUUGGUCGUACCAACCAUCUCUCAAGGACAUAAUCAUCAUCGCUGCUUACGAAGACACGGGUGGUAACGUAGAAGCACCAGCGUUUGAUGAGUUCUUUGCAAUUCCCGAUAAUCUAUCGACCACCAUGCGAACAGCUAGCCAUCUAGAACUCACGAACGAACUUGAGCAGCCCAGUGGCUAUCGCGAUAUCUGGUGGACAGGAACUAUUAAGAACGACAAGCGCGUGUAUGAGAAGAUCAUCGAGCUCCAUGAAGAAUUGUGCGAUUUCAUGGACGAGCAGUCUCCAGAUGGUGAUUUUGUAACCCAGGCUAUGUUCCAGUCCAUCCCCACAAUUUUCUCUAAGCACAGUGCCGCCAAUGGUGGUAACGUUCUAGGACUUGAUCGUGAAACAGAGAAUGUGGUCAUGCUCCUGUUCACGCUCGCGGUCAAUGGUGUUGAGCAGGAGGCCGUCGCCCAGGAACAAAUGCGCAAAUUUGGUGACGCGACGAUGGAAUAUGCUGCCAGCAUUGGCGCCACUGCUGAAUGGGAAUACAUCAAUUAUGCCUAUCAGCAACAAGACCCUCUCGCUAGCUACGGUGCACAAAAUGUUGGAAAAAUCCAGGCAGCGGCUCUUAAGUACGACCCGACCGGCGUUUUUCAGACACGAGCUCCUGGUGGCUUCAAGAUUACGCGAUUCAAAGGCACUGUAGGAUGA